This is a messenger RNA of Misgurnus anguillicaudatus (oriental weatherfish), 1700 nucleotides long. RefSeq names its product MIT, microtubule interacting and transport, domain containing 1 (gene mitd1). The record is from RefSeq and is a predicted model, not a curated record. NCBI's taxonomy places the organism in Eukaryota, Metazoa, Chordata, Actinopteri, Cypriniformes, Cobitidae.
GGUAACGGGGGUAUUUAAAUUUAAGUUCCUACAGGAAGUGUACAAUCCUAUCGUCUGAUUAAAUAACAAUUUAUUUAGCUCCGAAAGUUGUAUACGUGCCCGGACUUAAUUUUAAUCUCGCUCUUUGAAUAACUUUUAAAGAAAUUCAUUUUGUUUCGUUGCUUUUGUGCCACUUUGGAUCGCGAAAAACAGGUUUUAUUUAUUUUAAGGGGUUAUUUUGAUAACUGUGUGCAUCUCUUUAUCUAAUUUUCACAAGUUAUAACAAAUGUAGAAAUAUUAGCAAUGACUACACACUAACCUUUCCUAAUCGGAGUAAGAAUCACCCUCAUCAAUUGGCACAAGGAUAUGUUGCACUGCUUUUGUUGGUCCAGCCAUUAACAACAAAGUUGAUAUGAGUCAAGGUUUUCUCCCAGGGAUGGAGAGCUCGGCUAUUUCCGUCCUGAAAAGGGCUGUGGAGCUCGAUCACAACUCCCGCUUUCAAGAAUCACUGGUGUGCUACCAGGAGGGGAUCCAGCUACUGAUUGAUGUACUGAAAGCUGUUAAAGAUGACUCAAAGAAGGUUCACUACAGAGAGAAGAUCAAGGGAUACAUGGACCGAGCAGAACAGAUUAAAAAUCACGUGAACAAGUUGAAAGAAGAGGGCAAAUAUCACGAGCAGGUUAAGAUACCUGACAAUUCCACUGGUUUUAGUUAUGAAUCCCUCUUCAAACCAUACAUCAGAGAUGGGCUGACAGAAGUCUGGGUGGAAGACCCUUAUGUACGGCAUAUCCAUCAGUUGUAUAAUUUUCUUCGCUUCUGUGAAAUGCUGCUGAAAGGCCCUUGUCAAGUAAAGAUUAUUCACCUCCUUACCUCACAGGAUGAUGACAGCUCCUUUCAGCAAGUCAGUGCCCUGGAAGAGAUAAAGCAGUCACUACAGAGUCAAAAUAUUUGUUUGGACAUUCAGUACUCCUCUACUAUUCAUGACAGAGAGAUCAGGUUUAAUAAUGGUUGGAUUAUUAAGAUCGGCAGAGGCCUUGAUUAUUUUAAGAAACCAAAGGGUCGCUUCUCCAUAGGAUACUGUGAUUAUGAUUUAAGAGAGUGUCAUGAGACUACCGUGGACAUUUUUCAUACAAAACACACUAAGACGACAUAGAGCUCACUUUAAAACCUUCACAUGCAGUCUUCGGAUACCUACAUGGACAACUGGAAAUGUGCCUUUCAUCUUAAUGCUAUUAACAAAUCUGUUCAUCAACCCUUUACAACUGAUUUUAUGGGGGGGGGGGGGGGGGGGUGUAUUCCGGGACAGUCUGUCAUACAUGUGGCUUACUAUACGGAAUCUGCAAAAUGAUUAUUGUUAUUUUAAUUGUUAAGAUGCAUGCAACUAGGAUGUUUCAUUUUGUUUAUUUGGUAAUGCAUGAGGAGGAUAUUUGAUGACGCAUAUUCAAGUAUUUACAUGUAUUACAAAAAACAGCUAAAUUUAUUUUUAAAGCGUUGCAUGCAUCUGAGUCCUAAAAUGUUUAUACUUCCAUAUACAGUGCCAUUGCUGCUGGCUAUUUAAUAUAUUUUAAAAGUGAUUUUUUAUUUAUUGUACUCUGUAAUUGUAGUUAAAACCAAAGAAACUGCAAUUUCAAAAUGUAAAUAAGCAGUAUUUACAGUGUCAGGGAGAUUUUACUUUUAUUAUGUGCUUAAUAAAAUAUUUAGUAAAAUAUCUCUUAUAUAUA